UGCACUAUACGUCUAGGUAUGCAAGAAGUUGUCGUUAAUAAUAAAUAUCUAUGGAAUUAUUCGUGUUUUAAGCAAUAUUAAUCUUGAAGCAURUACAUUUUAAAAACKCUAUUCUAUUAGUCUUUUGGCUAUUAUAUGAUUGAUGAAUAUMAAAAAAAAACAAUGGACGGCAGUACUGAAGUAAUCUUUUUAGAUGACUGUUGCUACACAGAUCUGAUAAAAAAAUUGAACGAYAUAAAACAAAUCGUUAGCGAUUCGAACUAUGAAGGAAGUAAAGAGUUAUCUGUACAUACAUUGUUGCAGGGUUGCAUUGAAAUACUGAACAAUGGGAAAAACUCUUUGGAGUGUAUCCAGGAUGAAUCUUGUGAAUCAAGCAGGAUAGUUAGUGGAUUCUUAUCGUAYGAAAAAGGUGUAAUUGCUUCAUUUAARCAUUGUUCGGAAAGCAAUCUGAUUUAUGGCAGUUUUAUUAUGAAUGUAAAGGAAUUGCUUACUGAAUUAUUCAAAAAAGCGUCUGAAAUACAAAUAUUAUUUUUCAGUAUCUUAGAAAAAGUGAAAUUUGAUUUUUUGUUGAAUGAAGACUUAAGCUUAUUGCAAAAAGUAUUACAGAACAUUUGGUAUGGUGCUGAAUCAGUAUAUAAUGCGAGUAACAAAAUUAUGGCUACUCAUUGGAAAGCAUAUAUUACUAUGUUAAAAAAGUAUGCUACGGAGUUAAAAGAUUAUAUCAUUAAUGAUGAACAAAUUGAUUUUCUAUGCUCUGAAAUUAAGAAAAUAAUCUCAUCUGUCCACUACAAUGAUGAAGCCUCAUUGAAAUUAUCAACAUAUAUGAUGAGUGUUUUAGUUAAGCUUUGCUCAUAUGGCCGUGUAUCAAAAUCUCAUAACAUAUUAUUAGAGUUUAUUUUAUUCUUAAAUGGCUACUGGUUAUCUGAUACACAAGAUGCUGUUGCUGUCAAAGAUAGAUUAUCUCAAUUUGCUGAUCAGUUAGUGUUGUUAUUAGAUGAUACGUUUGUGGAGACAUUUCAAUCUAGCUGUCAAGAAAUAAUUAAUAGCAACUCUUCAAGUCRAAAGAUGUCUGCUAUGUACAUUGCAAUGUUGCUGUUAAAACGUUUAACAAAAACUUUCUGUGAUCAACAAGCUCAUCAGAUUAUUUACACGGUUUUUAAUUUGAUUAGAUCUACAGACUCUAUAAUAUGUUGUUACAAUUUAGAUAUCUACGAAGAUCUACUGAUUAAUUUAGCGUCAGUAAUACUAGUGUCUGAUUACAGUUUGUUUGAAAAUGUUGAAAAAAUAUUAAUUCGAAAUAUUCUCAAUACUGAAUAUUGGCCAGCCAUGUUUAGUUCUGAUCUAUGGAUAAUUAUUAUGAGAUAUUUGUCACCAGAUUUAUGUAACUUGCAAUUUUCAAAAUUAGCUAGACUUUUUGAAGCAUUAAUUGUUUUUCCGAGUUUUACUCAAUGUCCACAGCAUAUUUAUCUUGAAAUGUUGUUGAAAAGACAUUUCUUUUUAAUAGCAAAUAAAAAUCAAUUAGUAAACUGUUGUCCUCAACUAAAAUUACAAAGUCUGAAAUCUACUAUUGGAAUACUUCACGUUCCAACACUUUCAAAAUAUAAUAAAUUAUCAGAAAUGAUAAAGAUCAUAAGUGUAUUACCAGAGCAAACAAAUUAUGAACACUUAAAUGAAGAUAUAAUAUAUUUAUGGAGUUGUAUCAAUGAUGAAUACCCUCCAGAAUUYUUAUGUGCAUUAGUUGAAGUCAGUAUUGGUUCCGAAAAAUUACUAAAAACAAUUAUUCCAAAGACUACUAAAAUAUUGAGUAGCUGUGCUUAUGAUGAUACAACAGAAAUGAAGCGAUGUAGACUACGGUUAAUUCGAUCAAUAUUAUUACACCUUCCAAGCUUUCAAGAAAAACUAAUAAUGGAUAUUUUCCUUCAGUACUUGUUUGAUAAUCAUCCAUUAGUAAAACAAUGGGCUAUUGAAACUAUAGUGUAUUUUUCCAGUGUUACUGAAAGUCAAAAUAGCUUAAUUUCUGUGCUCUUUAAACAGCCUAAAGUUAGAAUUAUUAUAAAAGAUUAUUUGGAAAUGAAAAUUGACCAAACCUUUAGUCAUAAUGAUUUGAUACAAUAUUUUGAACAAUUAUCCCUUAGUGGAAAAUUUCAACACUUGUGUUCAUUUAAUGGUAAAUUAGGUAAAGCAUUGGAUACAUUGAAAAUAGAUAUUGAUUGUUUGAAUAAUAUUGUAAGUAAAACUCAAAUAACAGCAGAUGAGUUGGAAAGAUUAAAAGAAUAUUCAUAUCUUUUAAAUAAUAUUUAUGAGGCAAUGAAAUAGUAUGUUAACAAUUUUUAAUUUUUGAGCAGAAUGCUAAC
Messenger RNA from Diuraphis noxia (Russian wheat aphid), 2354 nucleotides. RefSeq names its product FIGNL1-interacting regulator of recombination and mitosis-like. Lineage: Eukaryota; Metazoa; Arthropoda; Insecta; Hemiptera; Aphididae. The record is from RefSeq and is a predicted model, not a curated record.